Messenger RNA from Daphnia pulicaria, 4706 nucleotides. RefSeq lists its product as uncharacterized. The transcript has 6 exons. Bases 2174 to 3541 code for a protein of 455 amino acids. The record is from RefSeq and is a predicted model, not a curated record. Lineage: Eukaryota; Metazoa; Arthropoda; Branchiopoda; Diplostraca; Daphniidae.
GUAAAAUGACAGGAGAAUCACGGCAUCUAUUGGAAAUUUAGGAAAACGUGAGAAAGAAAUCAUUUCUGAUGGCAGCCAGAAGAUUGUGCGGAUGAUUAAUCAAAUUGCUUCCGAAGGUGUGUGCAGUCGAAACGCUUAUAAAGUCCGCAGACCUUGUGAGGCGUGUGACGUGCAUAACCUCACGCAACAAUUUCCUUCCUCCCUUUCAAAGAAAUCGAUGACUAAUGGAUCGAACGAGUCAUUAUUUACAGGUAAGUUGCGCAUCUUCGACAUCCUAUUCAACUUGUUGCGAAUAAUCUUACAGGACACGGACCGCAACCCCAAAAAUAGAAAAAAGGCCGGUCCGGUUUGUUUGAUCAGUUCAGCCGCGUUGCCAAUGGCAACCGAUGGAUAAACACAAAAGAGCCAGGGUCUGUGUAUGUUUGUGUGUGUCUGUGUGGGUUUUCUCUCAUUCUCUAUUCAUUUCCUCUCCUCACCAACGCCCUUUUCCUUACAACUGACCACCCCUUCUCUCUCUUCCUCAUUCCAUCAAUCGGAUUGUACAAGUGCGCAGCAGAGCAGUAUAUAGUGUAUCGAUGGAAUGCGGGUCUCGCGGUGGAAUCCGGAUCGUGGCAGAUCAUCACUGAGCCUCUUUUAGGCAUCCGGAGAAGGAGGAUAGAGUAUUAUAAUGCGCUUUCCAACCAUUUGGCCGAAAUCCCCCCUCUUUCACGUUUCUGCACACAUCCAGACACCCUCGGGAUAAUUGGGAGUGGGGCUGACAAGGCCAAUAACCCGGCGUACGCGACUCAAGCAGGUCAACUGGUUUUAUUCGGUUCCAUACUGGAUCCUCUUCUUCUUCUUCUUCUUUUCUCCACUAGAUGAUGGGCCGUUGAGGUUAGCCAGAGCAAGGAAUAUAGCGCCCCAGGGUAGACCAGGUAACCUCGGCGUAUACCUGUACACACACCUGGGAAUGGGGUGGUGGGAGGUAGGUAGUCUCCUCUUCUCUUUCUCCCUCCUCCCCUCUUCUUCUACACACUUUGUGAGUGUGCGUGUCUCUCUCUUGCCCACCUUUCCGUGUGUACCUGGUGGUGGAAGGGAAAAAAGGAAAAGAGAGAAAAGGAAAGAAAAAAGAGCCACGUUGCCAUCAAAAGCGAAAAGGUGUACAACAACGCAGUAGGAUAGGAUAGAAGAGAGAGAGAGAGUUUGUGUACUACAGUGUAACCAACACACACAUACAGUCGACGCUGGGCCGGGCAAACAGUCGCCACGGGCUUGGAAAGUGCAACACUCGACCAAACAUCACAGAGGAACUUCAGAGUUGACGGGCGGCGGGUUGUGUGUUGUUGUGUUCAGUGUCACUUUGUUUCGUCAUCGUUCCACCGAACCAACGUGAGACAUCAGUUUUGACUUUUUCGCAGUCGUCCGCAGUGUGAAUUCGAUAACCAAAUAAAAUAUCAACUGGCCACAUUGCGUCAAAUUCCUCCAUUUUUUGGUGUACCUGGAACGCUGGCCAUCUUGGACGCCACCAACAACCGGCGAAAAUUCAAAAGCCAAGAAGUUUGUGCAAAAAAAGGAAGAACCUUGGAGCUGGGCAACAUUCUGACGGUGGAUCAGACUGGAACAACAAAAACCCCCCAACCAAAAGAAGACAAAAACUUUGAGCGAGAGGAAGUAAAACAAAACCGCAGAACAACCGACGAAGAAUCGCAUUUAAGGAGAGAGGGAGGUGCCACAACAAUUCCCCUCCGCUCUGUGUGUGUGUUGUGUUUAUAUUUCUGUUAGAUAGGCACAGACAAGUCGUAGAGAAUUCUCCAGACACAACACAACAUAGUCUGUGUGUGUGUGUGUGUGUAUGUGCACCUCACACGAUGUACACCGGAUAUUGCAGGUUGGCGCUGGAUAUUGAGACGGCCGCCAGUUAUUCCAGCACCGGAUUACCUACAUGAACUCUUUGCCGAUUCGCUCCGAGGAAUUUUUUUACCGUUUUUCUUUAUAUUUGAAAAGAAAAUCAAGUUGUUGACUUUUUCCCCCCCAAUAGCCGCGCCCCUUUUCCACCCUCCUCCCAAAUAAGGAAUUUUAACCGUUUACAACGUUGCAAACGUGAAAAAGUAGAAGAAUUACAACUUUUGUCGUCUGAUGGACUUGUGUGUUGGUGUUGUUUAGUGUCGGAUGUUGAUCAUCGCAAGAUGAGCAAAUGGAGAAGCGCAAUUUGAGAGUGUCCGCCUUGGCUGAGGGAUUAGCGGCCAUCGGCUUGGUCCUGGCCAUCAUCACCGUCAUAUCUCCGUACUGGGGAAGAUUUUCCAACGAAGGAUCACCUAAUAGUGGCGAUCUGGUUACUGGCUAUUUCGGAUUGUGGACGAUCUGCAAAGACCUGCCCCAGGGGCGUUCCUUCUGUGGCUUGAAUAUCACUGCUUUUAACCUGUCAACAUGGACGUUUAUUGCCGGAGUCAUUGCUGUUGUCAGCGUCAUCUCCCUCGGUCUGGCUGCCCUGCUGGGCGUCUGUCUCCUACUGAUGCUCAAAACCCAGGAGCGCGUCUGUCUGCCUUAUCGACCGGCCGUUGUGGCCCGUCUCGUCCUCUCGGCACUCGCAGCUCUCAUGUCGACUACAGCCAUAGCAUUGGCCAGCAUCCGGACAGACGAGAGACUACCUUACGGCUUGAGUCGAGGAUGGACCUUCUACCUGCAGAUGCUGGUCAUCGCAUCCGAAGUCCUCCUGACGCUGGCCUCCACCUACGAUUUGAUGCUGAGUCGACGGCUGGGCGGCGAUCCCACAUUUUACAGCCGCGAUCCUUCUGGCUCCGGCGCUCUCACCUACUCCAAUCCCAGUUUCAAGGACGAUUCCGGCCGUCCCAGCGGAGUGGGUGGAGGGCGACCAGGAAGCGGAAUGGGCGGAGGGCGGCCGGGAAGUAGCAACGGUUCCUCGACUAGUAACAGUAGCAUCAACACCAUCGUCUCGGCCAGCUCCGUCCGAUCGGCACCCAAUGGCAAACAGGUCAGCACCAACGGGGCCCGAAUGCACAACUCGCACAAUAAAACUUCCUCCUCAGGCAAGAGCCCUUCUUCCGGCAGAGCGUCUCCCAAACGGCCAACCACGGGACGAUUGGCGAACGGUGCGAUGAUCCGCGCGGCGGCCGGCCGUGGGAGCCAACGAAGUCGGUCAAGUGGACACAACAGUUCAAGAUCGAAACCGACCAUAGCCUUAACGGCCUCCAGUGCCCAUCCGUACUCGAUGGGAGGAGCUGACGGGCGAUCACCCGACAGCGUCGAUCACGGCAGCACGUCGAGCAUUUUAAAUGGCUCGUUCGGCUCGAUCGAGAGCUCCAGCUACGGCACGACCAGUUCCAUCAUUUCCACGAGUUCCAUCUCGUCCAACCCGAUGGCUCUGUCACCCCGCAAAUCUUCGCUCAAGAAGCCCAGACCGCGCAAUGAGGUUCCGGCCUCUCCAGUGCCGGAAGGAAGCGAAACAGGUAGCAUCUUGGGAUUCCAGAAUCCGGGUUUUGGCGAAAACCGACCCGGAAGCAUCAAACGGGUCCGCAUAGCCUCGCAGAGCACCGAUGUUUAAAACAAAACAAAACUAUGUCUAGACAUGUGUACGCCAUUCGCAUCGUUUUGGAUGGAUCGUGGACUAUUUAGACAACUUUUUUCACCGCAUGCGACUUUUGACAGGAUCAACUUGUGUUUGAGAGCAUUUAACGGUUUGAAAUGGAGCCAAGCUCAUCUUGAAUGGAUACACAAAUGUUCAGUUGUUUCUGUCGGUCGUUCCAAAGAGCGCGAUCGAAAAAGGCGAGACGUUCAAGUAAAAAUCAAGAUCAAACAAACAAUCAUUUCAAGUAUUUCAAAAAAAAAAUCUCUCGCACACAUAUACCUUUUUUUGUGACGAAGAAAACAUUGCGACUGCAUUCAAACCUAUGGUAUCUUCCGUCCGUGUGUGUGAUACUAACCGGUGUGUAGUAAGACUUGCGUUUUCUCGUUUAGGAAAAAACAACAACCUCUUUAUAUUAUCUUUACCUUUCAUUUUGAACGCCCUCCGUUUUGGAAAUGAAUCCAUUCCGGCGGCAAGCCCAUUUCCCUCCCCCCAUUUCUCUCAAAUUUUGACAAAAUAACAUUUGCGGAUCAAUCUUGUAUUUUGCAUUCGAAUGAGUAGCUACCAUAAAAAUCAAGCCAAUUUCUUCUUAUUGACUAGAGGAGUGGAUACGUGUAAUAUAUUUAAAAAAUUUGUGUCGUGUGUCUGUUUCAAAGUGCAGGUGCCAACGCCAAUGUUGCUUUUAGGGAACCUGAAGCUUGGUAUACUAAGGCGGUAAAAUCAAUAAUUGGGAUUUUGGAAACAACCGAUAUAAAGUGUGUUUUCUUUUUUCUUUUAAUUAUUUACUUGCGAAUUUAAGUUUUCGAUUGUUUCCGUGGUUGUGAAAAAGGCUCGCCCAUUGUUCUCGUUAUUUUCUUUUCCGUUUCGUUAACUUGUACUAUCGCUACGUGACAUUGGGCUUCGAAAAUCAUUAAAGCUAAUGCACAAAGUCGAAAAUGAAAAGCAGGUUUCUCUCUCUCUCUCUCUCCUUUUUUAAACUUUCAUACUUCAAACAAAAAUUCCAAUUUAUUCGAAUCUUAAUUAAAUGAAUGCUGUACCCGACUGUGGAAUAAAAGUGCACACUUUGUUCUCCCAAAUGACUGUACGAAUCGAUUAUAUUGUUUUGGUUGCGCACUAUGAAUUACAGAUCAAUGUUUCUUCAGAA